Molecule: messenger RNA, 2122 nt
Organism: Blepharisma stoltei
Lineage: Eukaryota; Ciliophora; Heterotrichea; Heterotrichida; Blepharismidae
Source: the annotation of a GenBank genome assembly
AUGGAUAAAACAGUUCGGCUAAACCCUUUUAAAACAUUUACAGAUGACACAGAUCAAGGAUCAGAUACUUGCAGGGCUAUCUACUCAUAUAGUUCUAAGGCUGAUUCAACUCCAAAAUUUAGACUUUCUAUGCCUUCUAUGAUAAGAACCACAGCCUAUAUUUCUCCGAGAUUAAAAAGAAAGCAGUCUUUGGCUUCCAGACAGGCAGAUCAAAUUUCGUUAACACAUCGCGAGUUUGCUAUGCCAAAGGUAGUAAAAGCUUCACAUGAUAUUUCUACACCUAGCCUAAAAAGUAAAUUUAAAAAAGCAUGUUCCACAACUUGGUCAAGCACAGAUGCCAACCCCCCCAACCCCAUCCCCCCCCACCCUAUGUUAAUAGAUCCCACCCCCUCCACCCCCUACCCCCCUCUAUCAUAUAGGUAGACAUAUAAGUAUAAAAUCUUACAAAUAAGACAUACAAUAAAAUUUUAGUUAAUUCAUAAAUGGAUUCAUAAAUAGAUUCAUAAAUAAAUAUUAAUGAUCAUAAGUAUAUUUAGCAUAGACUGAUAUAGCCAAUAUAUUAGUAAUACAUUUAAAAUAAAAUAAUUGCAAAAAACUUGUUACAUAGAAAGGAAUCAAUAAAUGACUCAAAAAAUAUUUUGAUAUCUCUAUAAAGUCUUUUACUCCCCCUAUUUAAUAACGAACACUUUUUUAGUUCGUUGUUAAAUGGGUCUAACUUAUAAAAUUUUUUUUGGGAAAAAAAAAUAUAUAAAAUUUAUAUUAAAUAUCUAUGAUUUUUUAUAUAAAAAUUUCAAUAAAGGGUUAAUAAUAAAAAAGUCAAAUGAUGGCAGCAUAAAGAGAAAGCGCCUAAAUUCAUGCGAAAAAAUAACUAUUGCUAACUCCCCCACUCCGUGAGCGAACAAAACCAUUAGAAAAGUCCCUCACUCUUCGUGAGCAAACAAAAAUUUUUUUAAUAGAAAAAUUUUUUUAUGGAAAAAAGUUUGAUAUAUAAGCGAUAAUUAUUAUAAUGAAAUCUUUGCCUAAUUCUUUUUAAUUUUAAACAAAUUGCAUUUUAAAACAUAAAUUUUACAAAAUUCAAUUAAUAUUUGCUUUCCAAUUUUUGCGAAUUAGGAUUUUUUUAAAUUUCGUAAAAAAAAUAAUAUUUCUAUAAGUUUAUAUAUAAAUUUAAAAACAAAAUAAUCUCCUUCUUGAGCAAACGAUAUUUUUUUGUUCACUUACGGAGGGGGGAGUAAAGCACCAUCUUAAGAUUAAGCCAUAUUAGCUCUUAUUUAUUACUCUUUGCUUGAUUAUGCUUGUCUUUUAUCUUACUCUAACUACUUAAAAUUAGUAAACUGUAAAGACUAAAUUAGCUUAUAUAAAUUUUAUAGUAAAUUUUGUUCGGUAUUUAAAUGAGCCUAAGGAAAAAUUUUUAGGAAAAAUAUGACGGUUUUGUUCGUUAUUAAAUGGCGGGGGGAGCUAUAGAGGUUUCCUCUAUAUAGCGCUAAAAGCGCAGACAUUUUCCCAGGAGCUUUCCAAGUUCGUCGGACCAAAUCGCUUUUUGGUCCGACCAAGGCAUUGAUUUGGUGCAACCUACCCGAUAAAUUCCGAUCAGAAUUUAUCGGCCUUACAGCGCCAAACAUAGGAAACUUCUAUAGCCUGCAUUCUUUAGAAAUUUUUUGACCUUUAUAUGAUUUAAAACAUGAGGUAUGUGCUUGAAGGUUCAUUGAAAAUAUACUUCCUCGUUAGCACACUGUAUCCGAUUUUUUUUUCAUCCCUAUGACUUUGAAUUUUUUAUGCUGUGAGCAAUUAAUACGUUUUAUUUGCCUUUAAUACAGUUUACAUUAUAUAGGGGGGUGGGGGUGGGCAUCUAUUAACGGAAUGGGGGUGUGGGUGGGAUCCAUAGAUGCAAGGGGGGUGGGGGUGUGAUCCAUACAUACUAUCUGAGGGGGUGGGGGUGUGAUCCAUACGGGGGUGGGGGUGUGAUCCAUACAGGGGUGGGGGUGUGAUGUAUACAUCAAAACGGGGUGGGUGUGGGGGGUUGGCAUCUAUGCUUGACCACACAACUAAUCCCGAAACAAUUUUGCUUAAAAAUAGGAAGGUCUCAAAGAAUUUAAUCUUGGAUUGCUUUCCAAAUUGUAAUUAG